AUGGGAGCACAGAACGCACCAGGCUCAGCAGCCAAUUACAGCACAACGAGCGUCGUAUAUAAAAGACGUCAGAGAGCGGCUUGUGUACUAGUAUUACUAUUUGUUGAAUACAGUGACGUUGAGAUAACAUGGCAGAAACUGCACCAGCCGUCGCUGCUGUCCCGCCAUCAGAGGGCGCAGCCGAAGAAAGCUGCAGGGGGAGCCAAGAAAAGCGGCAAGUCUUCCGGGCCCAGCGUCUCCGAGCUGAUCCUAAAGGCAGUGGCCGCUUCCAAGGAGCGCAGUGGGUUUUCUCUUGCCGCCCUGAAGAAGGCUCUGGCUGCCGGAGGCUACGAUGUGGAGAGGAACAACAGUCGCAUCAAAGUGGGGGUGAAAGGAUUAGUGACCAAAGGAACGCUCACCCAGGUGAAAGGCACCGGCGCUUCCGGAUCCUUCAAGCUCAAUAAGAAGCAGCUGGAGAGCAAGACGGCCGCCCAGAAGUCUCUGAAACCCAAGAAACCAGCGGCAAAGAAAGUGGCCAAGUCCCCGAAGAAGCCCAAGAAAGCUCCGAGUGCAGCCAAGAGCCCCAAGAAGGUGAAGAAACCCGCAAAAGCGGCUGCUGCCAAAAGCCCGAAGAAGCCUAAAGCUGUGAAGCCCAAGAAGGCGGCUAAGAGUCCGGCCAAGAAGGCGGCGAAGCCCAAAGCCGCCAAGAGUCCGGCCAAGAAGGCAGCGAAGCCAAAAGCGGCAAAAAGCCCGGCCAAGAAGGCCGCUAAGCCCAAGAAAGCUGCGGCCAAGAAGUGA
Pseudophryne corroboree (corroboree frog) is the source of this 777-nucleotide messenger RNA. RefSeq names its product histone H1B-like. Gene Ontology annotation, cellular component: nucleus; nucleosome. Gene Ontology annotation, biological process: nucleosome assembly; negative regulation of DNA recombination; chromosome condensation. The transcript has a single exon. Gene Ontology annotation, molecular function: structural constituent of chromatin; nucleosomal DNA binding; double-stranded DNA binding. The record is from RefSeq and is a predicted model, not a curated record. The coding region runs from base 1 to 777 and encodes 258 amino acids. NCBI's taxonomy places the organism in Eukaryota, Metazoa, Chordata, Amphibia, Anura, Myobatrachidae.